Dicentrarchus labrax (European seabass) is the source of this 3191-nucleotide messenger RNA. RefSeq names its product fibronectin type III and SPRY domain containing 1-like (gene fsd1l). Lineage: Eukaryota; Metazoa; Chordata; Actinopteri; Moronidae. Gene Ontology annotation, molecular function: protein binding. Bases 950 to 2566 code for a protein of 538 amino acids. The transcript has 14 exons. The record is from RefSeq and is a predicted model, not a curated record.
UCUCUCUCUCUCUCUCUCUGUCUGCGUCUUGCUGCAAUAAUUUGACUUUUGGGCAUUUCUCCCAGUAAAUAGGGGAGUUUCUGUGUGUCUGAUAAUAAUUCGAAUUCGGGGUAUAUUUGGGAAAUGUUUGCGAAUUGUUUUUCUCUUAAAGUUUUGAAUUUAGGGCAUGAGGUUAGAAAGUGCAGCUCUGUCUCUACCUGUCCUCUGUCACACUGGGAGCAGAGUCUUUCCUCUUCUGGUAGCCAGUUCUGUCUGUGGCGACCCGUUUCUAUGGCCAGGCUGUGUUCACUCAGUCUGUACAUUGUCAACAUUGUUCUUAAUUUAGGACAUUUUAUUGUGCUCAGGUAAUUUGCCAGUUUGAAUUCUCUUUUUAGGGUCAGAUAACAUUGUAAUUUACUUUGUGUUUUGGUCGUUUCUUUCCAGUGUUCAAUAUAUUUUCUUUUUGCUUGUUGAUAAUUUGGUUUGGUCUGAUUGAGUUGGUGUUGCUGUCCUGAGGCUGUUGGGGACAUGUUACUGCAGAGAGCCUCAGGACCAGCUGGCUGAGGGGACUCUUCUCUGGUUUCAGCUCCUGGUAUGUUGGGGCUUUGUGAUGGUAUGUCUGGGGGUCAACUGAUUUAAGUGAUUGUAAAAUUGAAUUGAUCUUUUCUGUAUUUUUAGUAGGAGGGGGUAUUGGCCGAGUUCUGCUCUGCACAGAUUAUUUGGUGUUUUUCUCUGCACCUGCAGGAUGCUCUUACAGAACUCGCUGUGGAAAGAUUCUAUGAUUGUUUUGUCCCAUUUGUCAAAUUCAUUAUUUAGUUUUGGUCCCCAAAUUUCGCUGCCAUACAGAGUUAUUGGUUCUAGUACAAUUUGGAAAAUGUUAAACCAGAUUUGGAUUGGAAUAUAGAUUUUAAUGUUUCUCUUUAUUGCAUAGAAAGCUCUCCUUGCUUUGUCCCUCAGAUCUUUCACAGCCAUGUUGAGGUUUCCUGUGUAUGUAAUGUUGAGGCUGAGGGUGAGGCCAGGUGCCGUGGAACGCUCUAGAGAGAGAGCUCUAAAGAGAAUUGGACUGAGAUUGCAUCCCUGCCUGACUCCCCAGCCCUGGGAGAAGAACGCUGAAGCUCUGCGCCGGAUCAUCAGCACAUUGGCCAAUAAGAACGAAGAGCUCCAAAACUUCCUGGAAACAGUCGACAACACACUGACAGGACUGCAGAAGGAGUCAUGUAAGGUGACGUCAGCGCUGGAAGCGGAGCUUGAACUUCUGAGCUCCGCCCUGGAGGAGAAGGGGGCGGAGCUUCGUGGCAUCAUUAAAGAGGAAAAGUUGAGGAAAGAGGCGGAGCUUCAGAAGCAGCUGUCGGACGGGAAGGUCGCUCUGCUGUCGUGUGAAGACCUGCUCAAGUUCGCAAAUCAAACACUGACGAUCACCAACGAAGAAGAAUUCCUGACGGCUGCCAAACAAAUCAAAGAAGGGGUAACCAUGGCUCCAGCGUUUCGGCUGACGACUCGUCCAGCGGCAUCAGACAACAUGUCGCACUUUACAGUCGACUUUAGCACGCAGAGGGCGGGGCUUCAACGACUUAACUUCCUGCCAGUUCCCAGGGCUCCAGAGAUCGACGUCUCCAGCUGCGUGGUCCGGGACAACGCCAUCAUGGUAUCCUGGCGACCAGCUACUGAGGUUGACAGCGAGGAUGACAUCAGUGUCAGUGGACCAAUUGAACGCUACGAACUCGAAUACCGAAAAACAAACUGCGACAGCUCGCUGAGAGCCGCAGGAGGGGCAUGCUGGGAAAAAAUUAACGACAUCAGAGAGACACACUUCUCUGUCUCAGGUCUGAAAUUUGACUCUCGCUUCAUCGUUGUUCGCGUUCGAGCGAGAAACAAGGCGGCUGCCGGCGAGUUCUCAGAGCCCGUCGCCAUGGAAACCAGAGCGUAUAACUUUGGGUUUGAUGCGGCGACGGCUCACCCUGAACUCAAGGUUCAGAGUGACACUGUGACCUGGGAGCCGCAGGGGGUCAAGGGUCAUGACCCCCGACUGAAAGGAAAGGAGAAUAAGAGCAGCAGCAGAAGUGCCACACCGUCCCCCAAUAAGACAGCAGGAAGUCGAGCAGGACGCGAUCGAUUCGCUGGAGAGUCGUACACAGUGCUGGGUGACCAGGAGAUGAGUGGCGGGUGUCACUACUGGGAGCUCCGCCCCCUGGAUGACUGGAAGUCAUUCAGUGUGGGUGUGGCCUACCGGGCAAGUCUGGGCCGCUUUGACCAAUUAGGGAAGAGCGCUGGUUCAUGGUGUCUCCACGCCAGCCAAUGGCUGCAAAGCUUGCUCGCCGCAAAGCACAAUAACCGAGCGAAGGCAUUGGAUUGGCCGCUGCCGCAGCGGAUUGGGAUCUACUGCGACUACGACAACGGUGAUUUAUUGUUUAUCGACGUCGAACACCUUCAUCUUCUUCAUGCCUUCAAAACGAAGUUCAACCAGUCGCUUGUCCCCGCCUUCACUGUUUGGUGCGGUGGUAUCAACAUAACUACGGGCCUGCAGGUGCCGAGCUUUAUGGGUAAUCUCCUGUCGACCAGUCGGAGCCUCAGCAACCUGUCACAGUAGUUCGACCUCGUCUCUGUUUAAUUGUAUUAUAUUUGUAUUAAUUAUCAAUAAUUUAUUAAUUUAAUAUAUUUGAAUUUAUUCAUGUCAAUGUAAGAUCAUAAAUAACACUUAUAAUGUGAUAUUAUAAUAAUAAUGAAAUUAUUUGUGAAAUUGUUAUCAAUGAUUAUUUUAAUUUAAAAACCAUAAAUACCUUUAAGAAAAUAUAUUAACUUGAUUUUUCUUGUCUGCUCUUAUUUUGACAGUCUUGACCUGAAGCCAUAGUUUUAGUGUGAGUGCUUGUGUGAAGUAGUGAUAUUGUCUAAGCUAAAGCUUUUAUUUUGAUUGAAUUUGUAUAAAAGGAAAACAUUGUUUUUAAAUAACAUUUUAUUUGAGUCUUUUAUUUUGAAGGUUAUAACCAGAUGAAAUUUAUUUUGAAGUCUGUGAGGAAGUUCUGUUUAAUUUGUGUGAAAGACCUUUAUUAUGAAAUACCUUCUGGCUUUUAUUUUGAAGGUUGGGACUGAACUUCCUGUCAUUUGUGCCAGGAAUCAGUAAUAAUGUUUGUAUUUAUUGAUCCAUCCUGUGUGUUAAUGUCACAUCUGACCUGGAAUCAUCAUUCUGAUCAACAAUAAAAGUUAAGAUUGCAAAA